AUGGCCCCCCAAGUGACCAACGUCGGCUUCAUCGGCCUCUCCUCCCGACCCCCUCCAAAACAGCUCCAAAAGGCAGUCCGUCUCCACAACCUUCCCCAAGACACCAAAGCCUACGGCAACCUCGACGCCCUCGUCUCCGACUCCGACAUCGACCCCGUAGCCAUAACCAUAAAGGUCCACCUCCACGCCGCCGCCGUCGGAACCGCCAUCCGCGCCGGGAAAAGCGCCGUCUUCUGCGAGUGGCCCCUGGUGCGGAACAGCAUCGAGGCAGAGCACCUCGCGUCCCUGGCUAAAGACAAGGGAGUCAGGAUAUUGGUGGGCUUACAAGGGCGUUAG
This is a messenger RNA of Colletotrichum fioriniae, 336 nucleotides long. RefSeq lists its product as uncharacterized. Gene Ontology annotation, molecular function: nucleotide binding. The record is from RefSeq and is a predicted model, not a curated record. NCBI's taxonomy places the organism in Eukaryota, Fungi, Ascomycota, Sordariomycetes, Glomerellales, Glomerellaceae.